CUGGCCCUUUACCUUCGUACAAAUUUCUGGAUUUCGAAAAUAUGAUAUUUCAGUUGGUGUUGUAAAUCGGUAUUGUUUAAGGUGGAUUGCAUCGACUAGGGUUUAUCGUGUCGAUUAGGGUUUUAGGCGACGUGUGUGAUCUAUGAGUUAUCUAUUGUCGAUCCCAUAGAUUCCAUGUUUAGCCCGGUUUCCCUUGUGCGAUCUAACGUGGACGUUAUCUAUUGUCGAAUGAUGUUUAGAAAAAUGGGUAGUGAAGGGCAGAGAGAUCCAUUGAAAGGAGUUGAUUGGAAAGCAGUGGGGACAGAACUGCAGAAGGACCCGAGCGCAGGUGCAAAAGCAGUGGUGAAGAAGCGGCUACCGAAGAAGAUUAGGCAGAUUCCUGACUAUUAUUUCCUCCCAAGAAGGUCUUGGCCUUCUGCUCUUGCUUUCUAUGGAUCGUGUAUCCUUGGCGGCAUUGGCGCUGGUAUGCUUGUAGAGGUUUGGAUCAACCAGAAAGUUAAAGAGGAUGGAGGUGUCAUAUGGGAAUUCGACAAGUGAGGGAUUCAUACCUCAACUCCUUUCUCUGCUCUGCUCUAUAUUAAGCUGUAAAGCCGAUGUGGUUGAAGCCCUUCGAAUGGAGAGAAUUUCUCCUCUUCUUCUUUUUUCAAAAAAAAAAAAUUAAUAUUAAGCCUGUAAAUGUAUCCGCGUGAACCAAUCUGAUACAGUUUUUUUGGUUCAGAUUUUGUUUCCAUGUGUUCAUGUAUCUACCAAUACUAACUCCAAAACAGUUUUUCUGUCUAUUAAUCAUAUGUUCUUUUAUUGGUCACAA
Messenger RNA from Tarenaya hassleriana, 808 nucleotides. RefSeq lists its product as uncharacterized. The transcript has 2 exons. The coding region runs from base 175 to 537 and encodes 120 amino acids. Lineage: Eukaryota; Viridiplantae; Streptophyta; Magnoliopsida; Brassicales; Cleomaceae. The record is from RefSeq and is a predicted model, not a curated record.